Molecule: messenger RNA, 2069 nt
Organism: Marchantia polymorpha subsp. ruderalis
Lineage: Eukaryota; Viridiplantae; Streptophyta; Marchantiopsida; Marchantiales; Marchantiaceae
Source: the annotation of a GenBank genome assembly
CUUAUACCAUCGAUGGCAGAGGUAUACAGCGAAUGACACGGCUUGCUGGAAGCUUUGGACGUCGAAUCCAAGCUCUUGGGCUUGGAUUCGACAACUUGAACCGCAAGUUGGCGUGCCCACAGUGCUAGAGCUGUCGAAAAAUCGUUGAAAAAUCGGUGGACAGAUCGACUGCACCUGACAGCAGUCAGCAGAUUGUAGAAUUCCCUCAUUUCUUUUUACUGGACCUGGAUGGGCAGCAACUCGGAGGUGGUAGUGAGAGACACGGAUUCUGAAGGUGCUCUGGCUACUUCGAGUUCGAGCAUUUACGAAGGCCAGAAGGAAACUGGAAUCAGCAGUUUGCCACAAGAUGUGAUGUCCAACAUUCUGAGUCGCUUGGGGGUCGUGGAUCUCAUCCGAAGCCGACUCGUGUCGAGGAGUUGGACGGCCAUAUCGGGGUCGCCUUUUCCUUUACCUCCGAGCUCGGCUUCUUUCCUCCGGAAGUAUUGGGUGAAGAAUAAGCCCGACGAGAGAUGGUUGGUGCUCUGGCACGAGAGAAUUUUGCAUCAGCAUGUGCUGUACGACGUUCAGCGCAACCAGUGCUACAACUGGACGCCGCACCGCGAGCUGAAGCGGCUGAUGGCUCCUGCAAAUGUAGGCCUCGCUCUCUGUAACACGAGUGCUAAUGGCCUCUUCUUUCUGCGCCAGCAGGAGGACUUCUAUUCACUCAAAGCUGCUAAAACCACGCAACCUGCUCUGAUCGCAAUCUGGGCCUACAAUCCUCUCACAGGAUAUCAAAUCCAGCUUCCACCCGUUCCAUGCCGCUUCCCUGACCUGAUCGUUGCCAAAACAGAUCAUGCAGCUACGACAGAUUCAGUGUCCCACCACAAGGUUUUAGUAGCGCGCAGGAAUAGGCCGAUCGGUUAUAGUGCCAGUACAGAAUUUGACAUAUUUCUCUACUCGUCCGUCGACGGAAGAUGGCAAUGCCAUGAAAAGUUGAAGACCAUCUCCGAGAUGACUCUGCACGAGGUGAAAAGCUUCCACGAUCACGAGCUGAUUUGCGUGAUAGAGAGACGCGAUCACAAGCACGGCUGGUCCUCCCCGCAGGCAGGAGAGUAUUCGGGGGAGGCCCUGAGCUGGUUCAGUGUCGAGAACUACACUUGGUACUCCUGCUUGCUGUACCCACCGGAGCUCGUAUGUGGGCUUAAGCCCAUGGUCCAGUACUUUGAAAUAUUCGAAAGAAAUAAGGAGUGGAUUCUAGUGGCAGUUUCCUCGCCCUUGUCUGCCGGCGAAUCCUUCGUCCGGGAAUUGCGUGUUUUCAAGAGCUCGUCGACGAUGGAACCUGAGAUGGAGAUAGAGUGGACAUUGCUAAGCUCGUGGACGAUGGAUGACGUGAGAGUGAGUGCCGCAGCUGGGGAAAGCUCCACAUCCAGAAGGUCUGGACAAGUUGAUGUCAGUCCUUCGCAGUCUUCGCAUUCGACGAUGAUGCUGCAGAUUUUCCCGGUGGCAGACAAAGUCCAGGGCGACAAACUGAUCGUCAUGGCCACGACACUCGAUUCCAAGUCCUUCUCUGUCGUUUCUUACAAUUUCAAUGACCCACCUGAGAGCGCAUGGAAAACGCUCAUCCCUGCAGCAAACUUCCAUCAUCCGCAGAGUGGACGGCGCAGCAUCCGACUGCUACAAGAGAGAAUCGGAAACUGGAACCGCUCGAGUCGUUUUCAAUCCAUGGAUAGAAGCAUGAACUCGUACAACAGUGGAUCUUUUCUGGGCUUUACGUUCGAGCCUCUUCUGGUCGAUCUGCAAUGAUGUUGAUGUUAGCUCGCUCCGUCAAUUGGCCUCAUCGUUGCGAUCGGUAGAACGCGAAGAUCAUCUGCUUCGUAGUUUCUUCUACUCGUUUAGCGCUGCCUUUGUGUCGGACUUGCUGAAAUUUGCCCGAAAUCGGAAUAGAGAGGAACCAACCGCCAUCAUGAACGACCACUCUCCCAUGCAUGCAUGUUCCACGUCAACAUAUGAUGUGAAGUGGAACUAGCCUUUCAGGAUAUAUAUAUAUAUAUAUAUAUGUUGAUAAAUUUUUUUUAUAUACAAAACAUUAU